AUGGAGUUCCCCCGGCAGGGCCUCACGGGCCAUCUGCCUCUUGACGUCUCCAAGCUCACCUCACUCACUAAGAUUGACCUGCAGCGAAACCUCAUUAUAGAGCGACUCGACGUCUUCAUCGAGCCACUUGAGGGACUAACCAACUUACAGUACUUGGACCUCUCUUCCAAUUUCCUUUUCGGCAGCAUCCAGCCGUCCGUCACCGCUGCCUUUCCACGCCUCACAGCACUUCGUUUCAACCUUGACAAGCAUCGUUGUCAAAAGAAGUCUGGUGGCGUUUGUGUGAUCGGGAACCAUGGCGCGGGUUUACAAGUGUCUGGGUCGCGAGAAAGCCACCUGGCUUCGCGUUUAUCGAGUUCGACGAUCACAGAGAUGCUCAAGACGCUAUUAGAGCUCUUAACGGCAAGCAAGGCUGGCGUGUUGAGCUUUCACGUGCCUCCGGCGGAGGCGGAGGUGGUCCAGUGCCUGUGCGAAGGGGAGGCGACGACAUGCGUUGCUACGAGUGCGGCGAACCCGGUCACUUCGCCCGCGAGUGUCGCAUGCGUCUUGGAGGAGGAGCGCGCGGCCGCAGCCCUCCGCGCUACCGCCGAAGCCCGGAUUACGGUCGCGAGAGGGACGAUUCCCCCCGGCGUAGGAGUCCGUCUCCCCGCCGCCGGAGCCCCUCCCCCGGUCGUCGCCGGAGCCCCUCCCCCGGCCGCCGCCGGAGCCCUUCCCCGGACAGGCGCCGCGGAAGCCGAUCUCCCCCGCGCGUCCGCAGCCCGGCUCCUGGGUCCCCGCGCCGUGACGACUCGCCUGACGCCAAGUGAUGACGCCCCUCUGCGUGUCCCUCAGGCGGAGCCCCUCUCCUCGCCGCCGCCGGAGCCGCAGCCGCAGCUAGGCAAUGGGGGCACCAGCGGACGCGCUUCCGUGAUGGAAUCUUGUGCGCGGGUUCUCAAGGAUGACACGGUCACUCGGCUAUGGAGCUGCUUUCUAACAUGGAUCUCAGAAGGCUCAGGAGUUCCUUAA
Molecule: messenger RNA, 1005 nt
Organism: Closterium sp. Yama58-4
Lineage: Eukaryota; Viridiplantae; Streptophyta; Zygnematophyceae; Desmidiales; Closteriaceae
Source: the annotation of a GenBank genome assembly